AUUCGCAAUUAAAGUUUUAUUUGAAAUCUUUUUGACAGGCUAAUUGAGGGAUUGGACUGCCUCAAGGUGGCAGAGGCAAUGAGGGACCAUCCAGAUGUCCUUCGGCCCAUCUUCAUUUCCGGACACAGCCAGCUGACUGUACAGAGCUUGAUGACUCUUUUUGAGAUUGUUCUUUCCCCACCUGGCAGCAAUGCCCGAAGAAGUGAAAAUUUGACACUUACGUUUUGGAGGGACUGGUUAAUUGAUGUUGGCGAUGGUUCACGAUCAGUCAGCCUUGACAAGAUUUUGAUUUUUGCCUCUGGAGUGGACCAAAUCCCUCCAAUGGGCUUCCCCCAGAGGCCUCAAAUCGAAUUUCUCCAUGCCCCUCAUGAAAGUGGUGCUCGACGGCGCUAUCCUGAAGCCAACACGUGCAGUGUUGUUUUGAGGCUCCCGAUUCAUCACACAUUUGAGGACUUUGUGGAAUACAUGGAGUCAGGAAUCCGUCAGUCUCCAACUUUUGGCUUCAUUUAGUUGGCUCACUGGUAGCGGAGUGUAGGGGAUCAGUUUA
Messenger RNA from Melanotaenia boesemani (Boeseman's rainbowfish), 547 nucleotides. RefSeq names its product G2/M phase-specific E3 ubiquitin-protein ligase-like. The transcript is spliced from 2 exons. The coding region runs from base 79 to 510 and encodes 143 amino acids. The record is from RefSeq and is a predicted model, not a curated record. Gene Ontology annotation, molecular function: ubiquitin-protein transferase activity. Lineage: Eukaryota; Metazoa; Chordata; Actinopteri; Atheriniformes; Melanotaeniidae.